Molecule: messenger RNA, 947 nt
Organism: Urocitellus parryii (Arctic ground squirrel)
Lineage: Eukaryota; Metazoa; Chordata; Mammalia; Rodentia; Sciuridae
Gene: Prr32
Product: proline rich 32
Source: RefSeq, a predicted model, not a curated record
GUUCAGCUGGUUUUCUAUAUUGCCUCAUGAGUAAAUACUGACCAUAUUUCUCCAUGGCUUGUACUGAAAAUGUCUUUGGAGGGUAUGGCCCUUCUGUUGCAGUGGUAGCUGUCAACAAAAAUGGGAACAAGGAUCUGAGUCCUGAUGACCCCCUCCAGUGUCUGAAUUCCAUGCAGAAGAAUGAUGAGGAUGGUGCUGAGAACUGGGGCUGCCCUCGCAUCCCACUACGACCACCCUUGAAUAUGCUGACUGAUCUGGCCGGAGACCAGCUGAAGGGCCCUGAUGAGAGAACAGGAUCCAGCAUUCCUGAUCUUUCAAGAGCUGUCAGACAACCCUGUGGGUUACCACCUGCUGUUGUAGAAGAGUCCCUAGCAACAGAGGGAGUAAAUAGCUCUGAGGGGUUGGCAAGCUGGAGGCUGAAGGGACAUGAUUCUAUUAAUGUAUCCCAGAAAGUCUCUGGCAGCUCUCCAGCACUGAUGGUAGGGGGCACAAGGGUCAGCAGUGUGACUAGUGAGAGAGGUGGCAAUACUGCAAAAUCAGUCCCAACUUUGCCACGGAGCCAAGGGUUCUUUCCACUUAGGGGACCACAAGUAAGAGGUCCUUCAUUUGUCCCCACCCUUAGAUCAGGGAUAAUGAUGGAGGUACCAUUGGGUAAUACUAGAAUGGCCUGCAAUAAUGGAAGGUUGGCUCAUGUUUCUUUCCCACCUGCGAGCCCAAGACACCCAGGGCCUAUGCCUAUGUCUUCAAGUGUUCCAGGUUUACCUUGCUCUACUGCUCAUUGCUUCAUACCUGCCCCACCUCCAAGUUUCAAUCCAUUUUUCAUUAAGCCUAUUGCUUUUGCGCCUCCCCCAGUAUUUGGUCCUCCGCUGUCACCUUAUUUUGCUCAUUUGCAUUCUGGAAGAAUGCCUUUUCCUGCAUCUUUAAACAAAGAGCUCAAGUGAUAAUAA